AUGGCAAGCGAGGGACACCAGUUUAGGAAGUUGAAGGUCCCAAAGCUUCACAGGAAAUAUGGCAUGAACAUUGAGGCAAAGACCUUCUACGAGUCUAGGAAUAUGUUUGACGACGACAAGUUCACCUGGGUGGAACAUGCGCCGACCAUGCUUCCCGAAGCCUCCCGCCACAGGUUCGACAGCGCUGCUAUCCAUAUCUACAAGAAGUGCGCAGACGAGAAGACCUUCAAUAACGUGUCCAUGUAUGACACAUCGUUCAUCAAGAUCCAGAGUCCGAUCAUCCUCGAGAAGCUCCGAGACAUCAUGAAGGAUAUGGACGUGUAUUUUGGCGAGAUGAGCGUUGAAAUCCAGAAACCCUUCCAGCCGCUAUACUUUGCCUGGGAUCAAAUAAAGCUCCUAUACCAGAGCUCGGCCGACGACGUCGACACUGAGGUCCAUGAUCAUAUUGGCGUCUUGUACGACUUCAUGACCACUGAGAUGAAGGGCACCCACGAUCGCAUCCUGUCGCUCCAUCGGGAAGGCCGCAUCACGUUUGACCUGGUGUGGACGCUUUUCCCAAAGGGCGUGUUUGUGUUGUCUUUCCGGAAUGGCUACCGACAGGCAAUGCGAGUCCUGUCGUGUGCUCGAAGGGACCGCAACGACCCCUGGUACAUCAGAUGCGAGUACGUCCAAUACAACGGAUACGAGUACGGGCUUUCCGAGCGGUACUUUUCUGUCCGGCACUUCUUUGACACUAAGCCCAUCACAUCGCUCGACAUCUAUCCUUGGAAGUAUGUUCACGACAGUUCGUUGAAGCAGGCCCUGAUUGAUAGAGGGCGAGAUGUUCUCGAUUAUCAAUCAAAGCACUAUCUUCAGUAUGCGGGACUCGCACUCGACCCCUUCUCUCACGCUGUCUCAGACAGGUACGAGCCACGGGAUACCUUUCCAGGACGUAGCGGGGACGUGACCAGCAUAUCUAUUACUAAAUUCAAUAUCAAAGGCCGAAUCAUGGUUGAUGCCUAUCUGUUUGCGCGGUCUCACGAAGGCCUGAGGAAAGACAUUAGAUCCUUUCGAAACAAAGAUCCGCAUAAGGAUCAGACUGCAGUCCCGGGCACAAAAAAUCUGACCAAGAACCAUGAAGAUAAGAGUGCUAAAGACCGCGCGAGGGCAACCGCUGAGAGCCACGCUUAUCACAUACGGGCACGGCCUGACGAUGACCAGAUCCGAGCGAAUCGCAAAGAGGUUGAAAGAAACGACGACUACCUCUUGUGCAUGUCUCCCCUGCUAGAUGGCUUCUCGUUCAGCGAUAAAAAGUGGUUCCACUUUCUUGUCGAAUGCAUCAAACCAGUGGCAUUCCAGCUAAAGGCAUUUGACCACCUGGUAAUGCCCGCUAGACAGAAGGAAUUACUUCUCGCCUUUGCGAAAGAUCAAGACGAAAAGGUUCGCGAGCUUGAUGAUGUCGUCGUUGGGAAAGGGCAAGGAUUGCUAGUCCUCUUGAGCGGCCCUCCUGGAACUGGCAAAACCUUGACCGCGGAAGCCAUUUCCGAGCGCGUCAAGAGGCCUCUCUAUCAUGUCGACACUCACGAGAUCGGGUCAGCCGUCGAAACGCUGAGCCUCCGACUACGUCAAAUAAUGAACAUGGCAGCUGAGUGGAAUGCCAUUGUGCUUCUAGACGAGGCCGAUGUUUUUCUCCAAAAGCGAUCGAUGGACCACUCACAAAGAAACGAGUCUAUUGCAGUCUUUCUUAGAGAGCUUGAGUACUACCGAGGUACCAUGUUUCUCACCACGAAUCUCGUUGACGCCAUUGACGAGGCCAUGGAGUCCCGCGUGCACGUCCACGUAAAGUUCCAGAGGCUCCCACCCGUGUCACGCCAGACCAUCUGGACAAACUUCCUGGCAGAGAUGCCUGUCUACGGGUCCACAGUGUCCGAGGCCGAGAUCAAGGAGCUAGCAGCCUGGACGUUGAACGGUCGCCAGAUCAAGAAUGUCAUACACAUGGCCAUCAAGUGGUGUGCCCAGAAUAAACUGCCGCUGGAUUUUGUCAGUGUGGAGCACGUUAUACGAUUGACUUGCCCUGGUGCAACAAAGUCGGAGCCUCUGUCGGAGGUGAAUGGGGGUGAGCAGAGGUUAGUCAGGACGUUGAGCGGUAUGGAAAGACACGGUUUGGUAGAUACGGCAGUUCCAAUUCGCUAA
This is a messenger RNA of Fusarium proliferatum ET1, 2172 nucleotides long. RefSeq lists its product as uncharacterized. The transcript is spliced from 9 exons. Bases 1 to 2172 code for a protein of 723 amino acids. The record is from RefSeq and is a predicted model, not a curated record. Gene Ontology annotation, molecular function: ATP binding; ATP hydrolysis activity. NCBI's taxonomy places the organism in Eukaryota, Fungi, Ascomycota, Sordariomycetes, Hypocreales, Nectriaceae.